Molecule: messenger RNA, 4727 nt
Organism: Macrobrachium nipponense
Lineage: Eukaryota; Metazoa; Arthropoda; Malacostraca; Decapoda; Palaemonidae
Product: multiple epidermal growth factor-like domains protein 6
Exons: 29
Coding region: 256-4323 (1355 amino acids)
Molecular function (GO): calcium ion binding; scavenger receptor activity
Source: RefSeq, a predicted model, not a curated record
GACUUCUUGUUCCUCAGGUCACACGUCUGUGAAUUCAGAGCAACUGCAGAGACGCCCAAGGAAGGGAGGCCGUCGACGAACCUGAAUCAAUUUUUCAGCCGUUUUUUAACGCCAAGUGAAGUCGGCAAGAGAAGAAAUGUUACAGAGGUACCUGCUAGACUUUACGCUUGCUGUCCUGGAUGGACAAUUGGGCAGCAAAAUGGUGAAGGACCUAGUACUAGCAUCAUACAAACACAUGGACGCCAUUCUCGGAAAAUGUGGCAUCACCCAGAUGACGUCAGUGGAUGUGACACCCACCAAGGUAAGAUCCCAGGGGGCCACCACCCUUUAAGAAUAGUGCAUAACCACCAGGUGUAUGAAUUACACGGCGAAGUCUUCCCAAGAACAGAGAAUCUGGAAGGAAAACAGUUCGAUGUUCCUUCUGUGGUUUUGAGACGACAACGCCAAACUAUGGGUCUAGCCUUGCAGAGACAAACUCAUGUUCCUGGGUCACGUGACCAGAGGUGCAAAGGUCGUGUCUGUGGAAGUGACAGAAGUGAAGUAAAAUUCGACAAAGGUGUCCAACAGGCGCUUGGAGAGGGAAAGAAGGAAAGCAAAAUCUGCAUUCCUCGUGCUAGUACCACUGUCAAGAAAAAAGUUCCAAAGAAGAAGACCAAAACCCAGAAGAAGAAGAAACAAAAUGCCAAGAAGAAAAAUCACAAGAAAAAGGAAAGGAAAAUAAAUAAAUGCGGGAAUGGAAAACCAGCAAGAAAUAAGCAGAAACCAAAUCAGAAGAAGGACAAGAAAACGAAGGCGGAGGGUCUUGGUAAACUGGGGCACACCAAACCAGACAGCCAGAACCAGACCAUAGGUGCUGGACCCAGGGAGCACUGCCAACGGUCCUCCGGAGUUACAACCUGCACCUGCGAUGUAGGUUUCGUCCUGUUGGAGUACAGGCCCACCUGCAGUGGCCCGGGGGACUGUAGGGCGGGUGGCGGUUGCCACCACCUGUGCUGCAACGCCUGGGGUCUGAAUCCGUGCCUUUGCAGUCAUGGUUAUCGAAUGAGCUUAGAUAAAAAGACCUGUUAUCUGACAGACAUGGAACUGACAGACCAAUGCCUCGUGAGAAAUGGAGACUGCCAACACCGAUGUCAUAAUGGUUCUGGUGGUCCUUUCUGUAGCUGCUAUCCCGGAUACGCCCUGCAACUUGAUGGCAAAUCCUGUCAGGAAGAGAAAGGAUGCAGGCCUAGACGAAAUCAGUGUCAGCACGCGUGCGUCGACACACCUGGUGGCUUCCGGUGUACCUGUCCGCCAGGUUAUUUACUCGAUACCGAUGGGAUUACGUGCAUAGAAACAGACGAGUGCUCGCAUGACAACGGAGGCUGUGAACAAGUCUGCACGAACACGGACGGGUCUUACUUCUGCUCUUGUAGAACCGGAUACCAGUUGUGGAAUGGAACGCUUUGCAGAAGCUUUCAGCCCCUUGUUGCCUUAUCCAUGGUGACGGAGAAAGCACCCAGUGGGAAUUGCCAUGAUGGCAACGGCGGUUGCCAACAGCUUUGCCAUGAUGUUGCCAACGGCAGUCUCUGCAGCUGUCACCCUGGGUACUUCCUUGACCCGGAUGGCAGGUCGUGUCAGCAGUUGGAGAGAUGUGACCAAGAACAAUCCAAACGAUGCCAACACGAGUGUGUGGACACGCCAGUUGGUUUCGAAUGCUUGUGUUUGCCAGGAUAUGUCCUCGAUUCUGAUGGGUUCAGUUGCGAUGACACAGACGAAUGUCUGGAAGACAACGGCGGGUGUGCCCAACUCUGCCAUAAUACAGAGGGGUCCUACAGCUGUUCCUGUAUGGUUGGUUACGAAUUGAUAGACGAAACGAAGUGUAAAAUCGUAACAGGCACUCCCAGUAUCACCCCUGAUAUGGAGGAGUUCACAGAAUCCUCAGCAUCGUCGAGACACGAUUUCAAAACACUGACAGAAGACGUCAUCUUGACGUACAAGCCCCUAGGGCCUUUUGGACAAAACGGAAUGUCGCCCAGACCGAAUGAAACUGAAUCAGCUGCCGGCUGCCAAGAAGGAAACGGAGGCUGCCAACACAUAUGCUACGAUGAAUCGGAAGGCAGCAGCACUUGUAGCUGCCUUCCGGGGUACGUGCUUGAUUUAGACGGCAAAUCUUGUCAGCCUACGUCUUGUCAGCGCCAAGAUGAAGAGAGAAAGUGCCAGCAAGACUGUUUUGAUACAAAUGAUGGCUACGAAUGCACUUGCCAGUUAGGAUACAUCCUCGAAACUGAUGGUUUUUCUUGUGCCGAUAUAGACGAAUGCUUGUCUGGUAACGGAGGCUGUGAACACAACUGUAGCAAUACAGAAGGAUCUUUCGUAUGCUCCUGUAUGGUUGGCUUUGAGCUGCUCAACGAGACGAAUUGUGAGAGAACCAACGAUGUCAGGGGCGCCGUCGACGAAUGGACGGAACUGUCAGCCUCGUCUAGACGUGAUUUCAAGACUCUGACAGACGACCUCAUCAGGACUUACAACCCCAUUGGGCCUCCUGAAUCUGCCGAAAGUAAAUGUGGUUGCAAGAACGAAGGAAAGUGUGAGACAGAAUCGAUGAGGUGUGUUUGCACAGCCGGGUGGAGGGGAACAUACUGUGAGCUACCUUGCGAAGAAGGGACAUACGGACGGCACUGCACUCUCAAAUGCAACUGUCGUAACGGUGCGUCUUGCAAUCACGUCUCUGGCUCCUGCACUUGCAAACCAGGAUGGCAAGGAAUGCUGUGUUCGCGCCCUUGCCCAAAAGGCUUCUGGGGUCCAGAGUGCCACAAGAGGUGUCGCUGUGGCGUGGGAGUCGUCUGCAACCCCACCAACGGCACUUGUCCCUGUGGUCCUAAAUCUAAGGAUGUCAACUGUCCUCAAGCGAACAGCGCUCUCCUCAGGGCGAGUCUCCUCAUAGCCGAAAAGUGCCCCGAAGGGAGAUAUGGCCCUGGGUGCAGGCGGAACUGCAAGUGUCAGAAUGGAGCCCAAUGUCAUCCGCUAACGGGAGAUUGCAAGUGUACUCCAGGGUGGCGUGGUCACUACUGUCAUUUGCCAUGUGAGAGAGGAUCUUGGGGCGAAAGUUGUAAACAAGCUUGCAGUUGCGCCGGAGAGAUAAACUGCAACCACAUCACUGGGGUAUGUCGAUGCCCACCUGGGUAUAUAGGAGAUCACUGCGAAGAUAAAUGUCCAGAAGGAUACUGGGGCCAUGGUUGCAAGAACAAAUGCCAGUGCAACAAUCCGAAGCUCCUCUGUAAUGCUGCUACGGGAGACUGCUACUGCCCAGCGGGGUCUGGUGGCACGGACUGCCGAAGGGCAGAAUGCCCUUCUGGUUACUAUGGGGCAAAAUGUGAUUUGAUCUGCAAGUGUGAACACUCUGGAGAAUGUAACCCUCAAAACGGAGGUUGUGUUUGCGCUUCUAAUUACUUCGGCCCGACCUGUGCCCUGCGUUGUCCUCCUGGUACUUUUGGGAAUAACUGUACCCAGUUUUGCGACUGCCAGCAUGGAGCUCAGUGCAACGAGGAUGGAACCUGCCAGUGCCCAGCAGGGUAUACCGGAAGUAUUUGCGAGACUCGAUGCCCGCACAACACCUUUGGCAUUAACUGCAGUUCUCAAUGCCGUUGCUCUAAUGGGGGCAUUUGUGACCCUGAGACAGGCAACUGUCAGUGUGGCAUCGGAUGGACUGGUUCUUCUUGUGAUGAGGCCUGUCCUCCAGAUCAUUACGGACCCAAUUGCCAGCUAGAGUGUGGCUGUUAUGCCAACGGCACUUGCAAUCGAUACACUGGAUGCUGCAUUUGCACAGAAGGUCGUUAUGGGAGGUUCUGUGAACUCGAAUGCCCAGGUGGAUUCUACGGUGCAGAGUGCAAAAGUCUAUGCCUUUGUGAAAAUGGAGGGACGUGUGACCCCAAAAACGGCCAGUGCCUUUGUGCUCCUGGAUUCACAGGCGAAAGCUGCAAUAUCCGCUGCAGAAGAGGAACUUUCGGUACCAACUGCUCUAGAAGGUGUAACUGCGGUGCAUUUCGAUGCACUGGAGAAACUGGGGUCUGUCUCUGCCCACCUGGACUGUAUGGAGAAUUAUGCUCUGCUUCAUGCAGACCAGGCACUUUCGGAAUCCAGUGCCAAGAGACGUGUGAAUGUAUGAAUGGAGGAACCUGCGACCCUGUGAGUGGAGUGUGCUCCUGCCCUCCCGAGUGGAUAGGAUCACUGUGUCAAGAAGGAUUGGCCGAAUUUCGAGGGAGACGAAGCAUAGGCCUAAUGAGAAGCCACCUCAAUAGGCAUAUGGGAUUGAAGGACGGAGCGAUAUUGGACGUGAUGCCUUGAUCGAUGCUGACAGUAUAGAUAUCUGCCAGUCGCAAUUGGCUUGAGUGAUAAUGAUUGUAGGAGAUAUUUACUGCUUGAGUGUUAUUAAUUGUAGGAGAUAUUUACUGGAAUAUUGCUUAUACGACGCAUUUUGGCUGUGACUCGGUGGGUAGUACCAUAUGCCAUGUGAACCAUGGCCCAAUGUUGCAGUUCAUUCAGUUGAAUUAAAUAAACCUUACAAGUCUCGCAUUCUUUCCAACCUAUUGUAUAUUUGAAGAAUUUAUAUCACUGGACCAAGAAGAAGUAUUACUCUGCUACAGGCUGAGGGAUAUAUAAGUCUAAAACUUGAGGGAAAUCCCAUAUAAGACGUCGCUAUUGGUGCCAACUGACUUAGAUUAUAAUUAAUUAUCGACCAUAUUUCAAGA